CCAAUAGUAGCAGAGCUCCAUCUUAGCUGUACCAAAGGCUGUAUUAAACUGCAGAUCAGCACUGUUCCAGCAUCCUUUCUGAAAAGAGAGAAGCUGCAGAGAGCGAGAGAACGCAGAGGACUAUCAAAACAUGGCAACAUUCAACAUUAGCCGUAUGAAUGAAACUGCAGCCCUCUACCAGAACCUUGGCUUUCAAGUGCAGAAAAUUUAUCCCUUUCAUGACAACUGGAACACUGCCUGCUUUGUCAUUCUGAUCAUAUUUAUAUUUACUGUAAUAUGUUUGGUGGUGCUAGCUUUCUUAUAUGAGCUGCUUGACUGUUGCUGCUGCGUGAAAAAUAAAACUGUGAAAGAUUUAGAGAAUGAACCCAAUCCUGUCAGAUCUAUGAUGGACAGCUUCAGGAAACGUGAAACAGAAGUGGUGUAGUGGCGGACUGAUCACUAGCACCUCCAUCAAAACAGAUAUUCAGCAUCAUAAUGAAGCCUCUUGCAUCUUAGGACCAAGCAAGUCAGAUUCUGUUUAGCCUUAAAUGUAAUUAUUAGCACCAUUUUUGUUAACUGGUGGAUAGAAACUUGAACAGUUCACAAAAUGAUUAAUAAUGGAUUGUCAGUCACAGUGUUAUGUGGAAAUGGGUAUUUUUUAAAAUGUUUUAUCAUGAAUUUGUGUUGACUGGAAUUCAUGAUUUCAGUAAAAUU
Messenger RNA from Sceloporus undulatus (fence lizard), 693 nucleotides. It is a transcript of the gene SMIM18, whose product is annotated as small integral membrane protein 18. NCBI's taxonomy places the organism in Eukaryota, Metazoa, Chordata, Lepidosauria, Squamata, Phrynosomatidae. The record is from RefSeq and is a predicted model, not a curated record. The transcript is spliced from 2 exons. Bases 131 to 424 code for a protein of 97 amino acids.